UAUAUUCAUAUUAGAGAGAGUGAGAGAGAGAGAGAGAGAGAUGAGCAAUCUAAGUGGGAAGUUAGUAUCACAAAUAGAGAUCAAGUCCGAUGGGGAUGUGUUCCAUGAAAUCUUUAGGUAUAGACCAAAUCAAAUCAACACAAUGAGCCCAGACAAGAUUCAUGGCUGUGAUUUGCAUGAGGGUGAGUGGGGAACUGUUGGUUCUGUCAUCUGCUGGACUUUUACUCAUGAUGGGAAACAGCAGAUUGCAAAAGAGAUAAUUGAAGCCAUAGAUGAGGAACACAAAACAGUGAAAUUCAAGGUGAUCGAAGGUGAUCUGAUAGAACUUUACAAGAGUAUGAGCAUAAGUGUUCAUGUCGACACAAGGGGCAUAAACAACUUGGUGACUUGGACCAUAGAGUUUGAGAAGCAGAAUGAGAGUAUCCCAGAGCCACACACUUUGGUGCAGUUUGUCUUAGCUCUCACCAAAGACAUUGAGACCCACCAUCUCAAGUGACAAAUUAAACAAAUAUAAUCUCACAAAUUCUUGGCUGUUUUAAUUCAUCCCGAGAUCAUCCAUCACUACUUUAUCUCUCAAUGGGUUAAAAUCAACCAAGAAUUUUUCAACUAUCGUUGGCUUGCUAAAUAAAUAAUUAAAUAUCAUGUGAAUGUGUUUGGAGGUUUGCAGAUUCAAAGAAUAAUGUUUGAAAUAAUGUAAGCUUUUCUAAGCUUAACUAAAAUGUAAUAGUGGUGUGUGUUACUAUGGUGGUAUAUUUUGGAAUGUCAAUAAUAUUAUAAGAAAUGAAAGAGUCCGUACUGUGAUUUUAUUA
Molecule: messenger RNA, 809 nt
Organism: Ipomoea triloba (trilobed morning glory)
Lineage: Eukaryota; Viridiplantae; Streptophyta; Magnoliopsida; Solanales; Convolvulaceae
Product: kirola-like
Exons: 2
Coding region: 41-496 (151 amino acids)
Biological process (GO): defense response
Source: RefSeq, a predicted model, not a curated record